GGUCAACCUAACCCAACUUUUUAUGCAAUAUCAAAACAAGAAUAUUUUGUGAUGUUUUAAUUGUUACGUUAAAUUAAUAUUUCUUAAAAUGUUUGAAAGAACAUUUACCGUUAAAUAUUUAACGUUAAAAAAAUGUUUUUGUUAUAUAUCCGAUAAACAAACUAGGGCGAUUGACCAAGGAAGUGCUGUUAAAUUAACUAGUGGAACAAGCACCUUUUAUUUUACAGUAGGAAGCUUUUUAGGUAAUUUAAAGGAAACUGAGAUUGGAAUCAAUGGAAUUUAUGCCAAAGCUUUGGGUCUUAAAGAAAAAGAUCCUGUCAUAUUUAGUUUAUGUAGCAAACCCAUUCCUGGUGUUAAAACACUGGAUAUAACACCCCCUAAUAAAGAUGAUUACGAAAUUUUGGAAUUAAUGGCUAAUGAUGUACAAUCAACUUUAUUAAAUCAAUUAAGGAUUGUUCAAAAUAAUCAAAAAGUUGUGAUUUGGAUAUCAAAUUCUUUAAAUGUCAUAGUUAAUGUUGAUGGUGUAAAGCCAGUAUCUCCAGGGCGUCUCGACCAGUUAACCGAAGUGGUCAUUAAACCACCAGUUGUUCACACCAACCCCAAGAAAGUCGAUGCAAAAGAGAACGGCGGUGGCAUAUGGAGCAUAAAUGGUUUCCUCAAAUAUUUCGCGCCUAACAAACCCGUCCAAGAAGAGAGUAUUCUCGACAUUUACAAAGCGAUCGGUGUUCCCUUUGUGUUUCGUCUCCACCCCUUGGCGGACGUCCUUCGUUGUCCUAGUCCUAAUCUGGCAAACAAUACCAGUAAGAACGUUUUUAAUGUUUACGCGUCGAAAAACGUGUUACCUCGAUGUGUGGAAAAACGGGAGGAUUUAGUUUUUUCCUUCCGCCCGAUUUUGCCACCAAGAGAUUUUAAAUACACCGAUGAUAAUGAUGCGGUUAAUGAUAUUUUGGUCCGGUUGUGUUUAUUGGAUGAUACUAAAAAUGUUAUUGGUGAUGGAAAUGAAUAUUUUAAACCGUUAUUUGUUGAUGAAGGAAUUUUUAAACAUUAUGAUGUUGAGGUUGGAUCGAAGGUUCUAUUGAGACAUAUUGAUAAAGUUGAGGAAGUGAAUAAAAUUGAGAUAUGCACUAGUAAAGGAUUUGUCAAAGAGAUUAAAGAAAAAUUUAAAUUUUAUAUCGGGGAAAAUUGUAAAGAUGGGAAAUUGAUUCUUAAUUCGAAUUUUGUUAUAAAUAUUUCUGAUGAGCAUCAAGUUUUGCUAAAAUUUACACCGAAUGAUUUAAAAUCGUGUUUUGUUGAUAGCGAUUUUAUAAGAAAUGGUCAAUUAACUGUUGGUGAAUUACAAUUACCUGAUUUUUCACCAAAAGUAAUUGAUAAAAUCGAAAAAUUUGAUGAGAUUUGUUUGGAUUUUUCAAAUUUUAAAGAAAUUUUGGAUGGGUGUUAUACUUGUUGGAAUAUAGGAUGUAAAGAUAUUAAUAAUUUGGAAAAUAUUCUUAUAACUGGUAAACCUGGUUGUGGAAAAUCAACUUUAGCACAAGAAUUUUCUAAAAAAAUAUCAACAUCGCCUAUUUAUAUUCAUGUCGAAACCAUAUCUUGUAAAGAAAUUAAAGGAAAAACUGUAGAUUCUUUGCACAAAUUUUUUGAGGGGAAAUUUAUGAAACUGGUUUAUUACCAACCAAGUUUAUUAAUUUUGGACGAUUUACAUGUUAUUUGUGAGAACGUUAUUGACGGAGCAGAACCGACACAACAAAGUUUAUUAUUUAAUAGAACGAGCGAAAUCUUGGCAUCUUUAUUCAACGAUCUUCUAAAAAAACAUUUCAUUCAAAUUAUCGCAACGGCAGAGUCAACUUUAAAAUUAAAUAAAAACAUUUUCGAUUCAAGAGGAGUACAUUUUUUCAAAAAUAUAUUCACAAUUAAAGAACUGAACAAAUUAGAUCGAAUAAGUUUAUUAAAAUUUGCCUUUGAAAAAGAUACAAACAUCGAGGAUGUUGAUCUCGAAAAUUUAAGCUCAAAAACUGAAGGAUAUGUUGCUCAAGAUUUAGUUGAUCUAGUUAAUAAAUGCAUUUUCGAAUCAUACAAAGAUGAACUCGCCACCGUCAAUAAUGACCACUGUUUAAAAGCUUUAGAAGCAUCAUCUUCGUUAUCUUUAAGAAACGUUCAAUUACAUACUCCUGGCAAUCGAGAUUUUUCUGAUAUCGGUGGAUUAGAAGACGUUAAAAAAGUUUUAAUUGAAAGCAUGUUAUGGCCCGCACAGUACGCAAAUAUAUUUGCAAACGCCCCUUUGCGGUUACAAUCGGGAUUACUGUUGUAUGGUCCGCCUGGUACGGGGAAGACGAUUUUGGCAGGUGCUGCAGCUAAACAAUGUAAUCUCAGGCUAAUUUCCAUAAAAGGUCCUGAACUACUGUCGAAGUACAUUGGGGCGAGUGAGCAAGCUGUGAGGGAUGUCUUUGAGAAAGCCCAAAGUGCGAAACCUUGCAUUUUAUUUUUCGAUGAAUUUGACAGUUUAGCACCUAGACGUGGCCACGACAAUACCGGUGUAACGGAUAGGGUAGUGAAUCAAUUCCUGACACAAUUAGACGGGGUUGAAUCCUUGACGGGCGUCUGUGUCCUCGCGGCGACUUCCAGGCCUGACCUUCUCGAUCCAGCCCUUCUUAGGCCGGGCCGACUUGACAAGCAGAUCUUGUGCCCCCUUCCCGAUCAGCCGGCGAGGUUAGCAAUUUUAAAAUCAUUAUCGAAAACGCUUAACUUUUCAAAUGAUGUCGAUUUGGGGGAGAUUGCUUCUACGACUCAUGGAUUUUCUGGAGCUGAUCUUCAAGCAGUUUUAUAUACCGCCCAGAUGAGCGCUGUAGAACAUUUAUUAGAUGAUCCAGUGGAUGAUGAGGACGUCGAUGACGAAACGGAAAUAAACCAGGGACAUUUAAAGGAAGCCCUCAAGACAACCAGGCCAUCUUUAACAUUGGAAGAUAGGCGUAAAUAUGAUAGAAUAUACGCCAAGUUUCAAGCAAAUGAAGAUCUUUUAGAGUUACAAGGGGGUAAACAACGAGCUACUUUAGCUUAAUGAUAUAUAUUAUAUAAAAAUGGGGUUGAAAAUUUAAUGGAUUUUUUAUUGUGGUUACAUUAAAUUUGUUUCUUGUUGAUGUACAGUUUCUAUUCGUUAUGUUCCUUUAUUGUAUUGAUUUGGUCCACUCGUAAGAGUCCAAUUUCGCCAAUCCAAUUAUAUCGUAACAGUUUGCUUUCUUUCCAUUACAAAGCGGUAUUUGGGGUAAAAACACUCGGUGUCUAUUCAAUUGUGGGA
Messenger RNA from Onthophagus taurus, 3289 nucleotides. RefSeq names its product peroxisomal biogenesis factor 1 (gene Pex1). Gene Ontology annotation, biological process: protein import into peroxisome matrix. Gene Ontology annotation, molecular function: ATP binding; ATP hydrolysis activity. The record is from RefSeq and is a predicted model, not a curated record. NCBI's taxonomy places the organism in Eukaryota, Metazoa, Arthropoda, Insecta, Coleoptera, Scarabaeidae. Gene Ontology annotation, cellular component: cytosol; peroxisome; peroxisomal membrane.